AUGCUUAUUAAUAUCGUAGUGGCCAAUGACAACAGCACAAAUAGUAACAAUAACAAGGAUGUCAGUUUUCUCUUAAAAAAGCCCCAGAAUAUGGUGGAGUUAUUACACAGACAGAAACGUUGGCUUGUCUAUGAUGUAGGAACCUCGUUGCUUAUGACAGCAAACUGUGCUAAGCUUAUACUUGGAGGGACACCCAAAGGCCUGGUGUGGUUAGCGGAAUUAACGCUUAUUUAUUCGUUGCCUGCGGGUCCGACGGAUUGGCUUCCACGUCGUAAAGGGAAGAAGCCCACCAUACCACCAAUACCACCCCUAAGAAAACCACCAGCACCACCACCACCAGCGCCACCAGUAGUGCCCCCUCCUGCCCCACCAGCUGUAAUUCCACCACCGCCCGUAGGAGUGGCACCCAUUAUAGUGCCCUAUAAUCCCUCGAAUCCAACUCAACCUUUUAUUUUGGCCUCUGGUCGCCGUCAUUCCCACGACAAUCAAGACCACUCCGCCUGUCCAGCUUCUGAUUUAUAUAAGGACCGAUAUGGCACUUACUACUGCCGUCCCUCAACUGAAGUUGAACAUCACCGAAGACUACGACGUCAAUUUGAGGAGGAAGGUACGAACGUGUUAAAUGAUCACGCCAAUCCGCAUGCUAUUCUGUUCGAUUUAAUUACAUUGCUAUCCUCAGUGUACAGUUAUAAGCCGCGCUAUUGCAUUAUGCGGACGCUGUGUGAGUCGCGUCAUUUAAUAUCGCCUCCAGGUAGAAAUCUUUUUCAUGAUAUGUUUCGGAUUCUUCUGCGUCAUGUGUAUCCUGAGAUUGCGCAUAAGCCGCAAUAUCGAGAGGCAUUUACUGCUGGCCAUUCGCUGCACGAGUGCUCUUCAUUGUAUGGACCACACUGCAAGCACAGUUUUCUUUUGGAACUCAUAGAACGGUUCCAACCAGAAAAAUCCAAGAAAAAUACAAAAUUGUAA
Messenger RNA from Scaptodrosophila lebanonensis, 963 nucleotides. RefSeq lists its product as uncharacterized. Lineage: Eukaryota; Metazoa; Arthropoda; Insecta; Diptera; Drosophilidae. The transcript is spliced from 3 exons. The record is from RefSeq and is a predicted model, not a curated record. Bases 1 to 963 code for a protein of 320 amino acids.